AUGGACGCGACAGAUGGGCAUUAUGGGACUGGCCAGUUGCCCCUUGCGGGCGCCAUCCUGUGCUGCACCGCCUUGCCGCAUGAGCAGCGUGCGCAGCUCUCGGCCAUCGGCGCGCAGAUGGGUGCGACCAUCAAGCUCGACCUCACAUCAGACGUAACGCACCUUGUCGCCGGCAACACGGACAGUGCCAAAUACCGCUAUGUUGCCAAGCUUCGAGAAGACGUCAAGGUCUUGUCACCAUCGUGGCUGGAGGCGCUGCGUGAUGUCUGGAUGGAGGGCGAGGAUGACAUGGACGUGGCAGGCUUAGAGAAGCAGUACCGUCUGCCUACCUUCUAUGGACUCAAAAUCUGCCUCACUGGCUUCGACAAUCCAGAACAGCGGAAGCACAUCCAAGAGACGGUCGAUCAGAACGGGGCUGAGUAUCAUGGCGAUCUCACCAAGAACGUUACCCACCUCAUCGCAGCCGCGCCAACCGGCAAGAAGUACGAACAUGCGCUCAACUGGCGGAUGAAGAUUGUCUCACUGGAGUGGUUUGAGCACAGCCUUGAACGGGGCAUGGUCUUGGAAGAGACCCUUUACAACCCCACACUGCCGACGGAAGAGCGCGGGAAGGAUGCAUGGAUUCGCAUUGAGAACCCUUCGCUAGCACUCGGCAAGCGGACGCGGGAUGCUGAACAACCUCAGCCAUUGAAUCCCAAUCGAAGGAAGCUGCGUCGUGCUGCAAGCACCAAGCUAGGGAUACAAGGCGACGCUCUGUGGGCUGAGAUUACCACACCGAGUUUCGAUCAGGGCAAGGAUGAGGACGAUGAGUGGAAAGAGGACAAUCUGUCCAAGCAGACCACACCACAGGAAGAUUUACCUGCAACACAUCGAAACGACGAAGUUGCUCAUCCAAUCGAGCCCGAGGAGACUACCGCACCCACACCCGCUGCAGCAGCUCCACUACGUUUACCAGAAUUAGAUCAAGGCGAAGGCAUCUUCCAAGGCCGCAUCGUCGCCACACAUGGCUUCGACCAAGACAAGGCACGUUACAAUAUUGAAACCUAUAUCCUACAAGACCAUCUAGAGAAGAACGGCGCCCGUGUUCUAAGCAGCAAUGACUUGGAUAAAAUCUCUCCAGAAGAACUCAGACGUGGAUAUCUCGUGAUACCGCAUGAUGUUGAGGCCGAUGUUACGUCUGGAUCGCUUCCGGAACGCGCCGGAUCCAUAACGAACCUUGUUACUAACUGGUGGGUUGAGCGUUGUUUGUAUGGAAAGCGUCUAGUCGACCCCACAGACGACGUCUUGAGUCGACCUUUCGAUAAGCUUAGCAUCAACGGGUUCUCUGCGUUAACUGUGAACUCCACGGGAUUUUCUGGAAUUGAGCUCCUGCAUGUGACGAAAGCUGUCACGCUUAUGGGUGCGAACUAUGACGAACAAUUGCACGCCAAAACCUCGGUCAUCGUCUGUAAUAGCCAAAAACCAUCCCCACAAAAACUCAAGUUCGCCACAGAUAGACGCAUUCCAGCUGUGCACGCAGAAUGGCUUUGGGAGUGUCUCCGCACUGGCGCAUUGCAGCCGUUCAGUAAUCAUCUGCUCAACACGCUCGCACCGCGUCAGCCUCAGAAGACAAGACCGGAGCCUCAGCUCUCUGAGAAGCCUGCAGUUGCCCCCUCGAAAGAGGAAGCCUUUAAGCCUCAAGUGAAACAAAAGAGAGCGGACGCACCAAAAAUGGUGACAAAGCCACAACACUCUCGCGCUCGAGGACCACUGAAACCUCGAGCUCUUGAUCUUGCUUCAGCGGAUGCAACAUCUGUCUCUACGACUGACCCGCUUACCCUACCAGCAGAUAGCACUCGUGACUCUCGAGCCUUUGACAAUGAUGAUGCUUUCGGAGGUGUUGAUGGCAAUGCAUCUAUGUCAUUACAAGACAUCGAGGCGAACUCACCACGACGUCUGUCGACAUGUUCGACAGGUUCAGCCACCAAUGGCAAAUUACAGACUAGGCAGAGAAGCUCAUCCGCUGAGUCCUUAAUCCGAGCUUUGCCUGCACCACGUAUCUCGGAACCGGUUCGAGAACCAACCCCUGACUCUGUAAUACCGGCGCCUUCUGAGCCAUUAGUAUCAGUGCCAGUACCAGAGCCACAACCUCCAGCAAAGGAACCUGAAGAAGAGAAAGACUACUCUGAUCUCUUGACCAAACUACGGGCAAGCCGCAAAGAUGUGCCUACUCCCGAAGACCAAGCUGACGAGAAGCGUCGUCGACGUCGCCAAUUAGGCCGUGCAACAUCUACACGCUCGAUAGGCUCUACAGGAGGCGCCAGCUCAGGCAACCUGGGUCUGGAUGGUGGAGACGAAGACGAUGAGACGAUUGUAAUGAAUGAAUACCAACCAAGUCAAGAGCUAGGCUGGGACAGUCCUGGCGCGGCCAAGGCAAGAGAAGCGAUGAUCAAGAAGCUGGGUGGCACUUUGAAGGAAAAGAGCGUGCCCGUGAAAGCCAUCGGUGGUGCGAUGGAUGGUCCGAGUGAAAGUGGAAUGACCAGUAGAGCGGGGAGGAAAAGAAGACCUGGCUUCUGAGGAUGGCGUGGCAAUGCAUGAGUAGGUGUACGAGGUGUAUGUAUGCACGACUUGGAUUUCAAGCAUAAUGAGCAUAGCGCGGAGUACUCUACAUUUCCCCGCAUACAAACGGCGUUGGGGUAUACCACAUGAUUCCCAAAAACAAUCAAAUCGUCUCUUCU
This is a messenger RNA of Macroventuria anomochaeta, 2717 nucleotides long. RefSeq lists its product as uncharacterized. The transcript has 7 exons. NCBI's taxonomy places the organism in Eukaryota, Fungi, Ascomycota, Dothideomycetes, Pleosporales, Didymellaceae. Gene Ontology annotation, biological process: mitotic DNA replication checkpoint signaling; DNA replication initiation; mitotic G2 DNA damage checkpoint signaling. The record is from RefSeq and is a predicted model, not a curated record. Bases 1 to 2556 code for a protein of 851 amino acids.